GAGUCUCUCCAGACCAGGGCUAGAGAGAAGGGAAGAGGAAGAAGAAAGGGAAAGAUCUUGAUGGCAAGAAGAAGGGAUCCUUCUUUCUUCAAGAUUCUUCUGGGGGAUCACUUCUCUCACAAGUUGAUAAUUCCUGGAACUUUUCUCAAACAUUUUGAUGGGAAUGUGCCUGAACAGUUUCGUCUUCAAACCCCAGCUAAAACUUGGCUUGUUGAUGUGGAAAAGGUUGAUCAUAAGUACUAUUUCCAAAAGGGUUGGAACGAAUUUGUGUGUGAAAAUGGCUUAAAGGUUAAGGAAAUUCUAGUUUUUCAUUAUACUGGAAAUUCAGACUUCUCUGUCGACAUAUAUGGAAAAAAUACUAUCAAAAAGGUAUUUGUAAAAGAAAGUCAUGCCUUCCCGCGAUCAAAAGAUGUUGGCAUCCCCACAGAUAUUGACUAUCCUAUGGAAGAAGCUGAUGAAGAUGAUGAUCCGUCUGUUGAAAUAUUGGAUGAUGUUGCACCAUACCCAACAAGUAGAGGAGAGAAAUAUCAGAUAUCAAGUCCUCUGCCUCACAUUGAUUAUGAUCUUGACAUUCAAGAUAACGAUGAGAAUAAGCAUGGAAGUUAUAAAAAUGAAGAAGAUGAAAAUGAGGAAGAUGUUGAUAAUGAAGAUGAGGAUGAACAUGAAAGUGAGGAAGAAGAUGGAGAUGAAAGUCUGAGUGAAGAAGAAAAUGAAACUGCGGAAGAUGUUGAUUUUGGAGAUGAGGAUCAAAAUGAAAGUGAAGAAGAAAAUGAAAGUGAAGAUGAGGAUCACAAUGAUGAUGGUGACGGUGACGAUGACGGCUCUAUUGAAAUCUUGAGCGAAAAACCACCAUGCUCGAAAACAAGAGGUAAAUCUCCAUUAGAAUUGCAGCUCCGCAAGAGCAAGAGAACAUGUUCUAAUACUAAAGCUCAAAGCAAUAUUAAAGAUGCAGGUGGCUCUUCCAGAACUGAAAGUUUCCGAAAACCUGAGAUACCUAAGAAGAUGAAUCUAGCUAUGGCAGUUGGAAAGCAUAAUGCUCUUCAGAGAGCUCUUGAUUUUAAAUCUAACUCUGUAAAUCCUUGUCUUGUGCUUCCCAUGCGUGCCUCUUAUGCCCGUGGAAGUUACUUGAAUUUUCCAUUUGACUUUGCCAAGAGAUAUCUUAGGAAGCAGCCUAGUAACGUCACUUUUCUGGCCGAUGGUGUAUCUUGGCCUGUCAAGUUCCAUUAUCCCCAAAACCAAACCAGAGCAAUGGCUGGCUGGUCUGCAUUUGCGCGAGUCAAUAAAUUGAAGGAGAGUGAUGUGUGUGUCUUUGUGUUGACUGACGACAUCAAAUUUGUAUUUAGUGUCGCGAUUUUCCGCAUUACAGGUGCUGCAAAUUGCACCUUACCAUCACCAGGACGAAGGCAAACUGCCACAGCUCAAUUGAAAUCGAAAAACAACAAGAGAAAGCCGGAUAGAAGAAGUAACAGAAUCUGAUUGCACCAUGAUGAAUUUGGAGAUUGGCUGGUAUACGUAUAGGUCCAGGGAGCGUGUAUGGGGCUUCUCUCUCAGUCUAGUAUAUAACUACAGUACGUAUCUAUUUAUGUAUGCGGAUUGUAGCAUCUAGUUAGUCUUGGACUGAUAGGUUGGCCUGAAAAGUUGUUUGUUUACCAAUCAUGAAUCUUCAAACUAAUCGAUCUGGUGGUUUGAAAAUUUUCCACAAUGUGUAAUAGGAUAUGCAUGUUGCAUCUUUGAUCUCUAUUGUUGUUUUAAAGGGUUCAAUUAGACUAA
This is a messenger RNA of Rosa rugosa (rugosa rose), 1770 nucleotides long. RefSeq names its product B3 domain-containing transcription factor VRN1-like. The record is from RefSeq and is a predicted model, not a curated record. Bases 61 to 1476 code for a protein of 471 amino acids. Gene Ontology annotation, molecular function: DNA binding. The transcript has 4 exons. Lineage: Eukaryota; Viridiplantae; Streptophyta; Magnoliopsida; Rosales; Rosaceae.